AUGGCUGUUCCUGAUUAUAAAUUAAGUGCUGUUUUAUGCGGGCACUCCCUGGACGUGCGAUGUGUGGCUACGACAAAAGAAUUUUGUAUAUUAUCUGCUUCACGCGACAGGACCGCAAAGCUUUGGCAUCCGGAAGGAGUUAAAGACUUUGUGAACGUAGUGACGUAUAAAGGGCACAGGAAUUUUGUGUCGUGUGUGUGCUGGUUGCCUCCUUGUGAAGCGUAUCCCGACGGUUUGGUUGUGACGGGGAGCAAUGACAAUACAAUACUAGGGUAUAACCUGCAGGACGGCGUGAUCCAGGUGACACUGGAAGGUCACGAAAACGCUGUGUGUAGUGUAACACCUGGGAGAGAUUCUGGAAUUUUACUAAGUUCAAGUUGGGACAGUACAGCGAAAGUAUGGAACAUAAAUGCAAGUCGCUUACCUCCACUCUCCCUCAAAGGCCACCAGGCGGCCGUGUGGGCAGCCGUGGAACUGUUCAACGAUACAUACGCUACAGCAUCUGCUGACAAAACCAUUAAGCUGUGGAAGAAAGAUGGAACUAUCAUUAGCACUUUGACUGGCCACACAGAUUGUGUCAGAGAUCUGGCAGUAGCCAACCCUGAAACUUUCCUCAGCUGUUCAAAUGAUGCAUCCAUCAAACACUGGACUAACAAGGGGCAGUGCCUUAACACAUUCUAUGGACAUUCUAACUAUAUCUACAGUAUCAGCAUGAACCCAGUAGUGCAGCAAGGUUUCGCGACGUGUGGCGAGGACGGCGCGGUGCGGCUGUGGGCCGGCGGGGACUGCGUCAGGGACAUCAGGCUGCCGGUGCAAUCCGUCUGGAGCAUCACGUGUCUCGACAACGGAGAUAUUGUUACUGGUUCCAGUGAUGGUGUAGUACGAGUAUUCACAAAGGACCCGGCGAGGUACGCGGACGAAGCCACACUCAAGCAGUUCGAGGAAGAUGUCGCCAAGAUGCAGGCAGCCACUCAACAGGAGAUUGGAGGAUUCAAAUUAUCUGAAUUACCAGGUCCUGAGGUCCUCCUAGAGCCAGGCAAAACAGAUGGACAGACGAAACUAGUCCGUCGCGGCACCAACGUCAAGUGUUACUCGUGGAGCGCCGCGGAGAGCACGUGGAACGAGAUCGGUGACGUCAUGGGGACACCGCCUUCUAGCGAGGGGAAGACUAUGUACCAGGGGAAGGAGUACGACUUUGUAUUCAGCGUGGACAUCAAGGACGGUGCGCCUCCAAUAAAACUCCCAUUCAACAAGACUGAAGACCCUUGGGUUGCCGCUCAAGCCUUUAUACACAAAAACAAUUUACCUCAAGUAUAUUUGGAGCAGGUCGCGAACUUUAUUAUUACUAACGCUAAAUUGGAUUCACAACCUGUAUCAAGUAAUGGUUUCGCGGAUCCGUUUACAGGCGAGUCUCGUUAUGUGCCGGGCUCUGGUUCAGUCCCGGGCCUGCCGCCGCCCUCCCACGCCGACCCAUUCACGGGGGCCGGCGCGUACACUACUGCCAGUACCACUACAUCGAGGGAGAAAAUGCUGAUACCUCACGAUGCUUAUAUUAGGUUCGAUCAAGCCAACUUGAAAGCGAUACACGACAAGCUGAAGGAGUUCAACAGUAAAGUAGGAGACGGACUGAGCGCACUCACUGACGAACAGCUGGAAAGUGUCGUCAAAUUGUGUGAACCGAAUAAUGCGUACAACAAUGAAACCAUAUUGAUACUAAAGAAAAUGCUGGAAUGGCCCAAAGAAAUACUAUUUCCAGUAUUGGACGUAACUAGGUUAGCAGUUAGGAAUAAAGAAAUAAACGGCCAGAUAUUCGACACGGCUUACGGCGCAACGUUCAUCAAAUAUCUUCUGUCUCUCUUAGGACCAGAUAACCUCCCAGCCAACCAGAUGUUAGCGAUGCGAGUGUUAGUGAACGCAUUCAGUGACCUCCCCGGAGAGAUGCUGGUCCUGGCCGCCAGGGAGAGUGUCGUGCACUCUCUCAUAUGUCUCUCACAACUCAAUAAUAAUGCUCAGAUUGCAGCGACAUCGUUGGUCUUGAACCUGUCAGUAGCGCUGGCGCAACAACCCGACAGUGUGGACCUCGCAGACUGCUUGGUACAACUGCUGCCCAAGAUUACGGACAAUGAAGCAUAUUUCAGAGGUUUAGUAGCACUCGGCACUCUUCUAGCGGAAUCUCCAAACAAGCUACAAAUUCAGGCAAGAGUAGUAUCCAGCAGCCAAGUACAUAACAGGCUGAAAAAGGAUAGUGGCAACACUAUGGACCAGAAUUACGCGAAAAUAGCAACACUGUCGCAACAAGUACUCAGUCUCUUAUGA
Messenger RNA from Spodoptera littoralis (African cotton leafworm), 2316 nucleotides. The record is from the annotation of a GenBank genome assembly. Lineage: Eukaryota; Metazoa; Arthropoda; Insecta; Lepidoptera; Noctuidae.